UGUACCGUACUUUAUAUGCGAUGCUUUACUCAGCAAUGUUCCCUAUAGCAACAUCAAUCGUUGACAGAUCUACAAAGACGAUGGGUUCUGCACAGCUCUCUAGUGGUGACUUAAUCAACGCCAUAAGUGACAAGAGAUGGGAUGAGGUACGACGUAGUAUUAAAUGGAAGAAUGGACAAGUCAAUGAAAGAUACCUCGGCAUAACUUUAUUACGUACAAUUGUGCUGAAAAUACCACCAGAAAAUCUUGUGCUGGAAAUAUUAGAUUUUGCAGAAGAAGAAGUUAUAGAUGAUGUACAUCAGGAGUUGGCUGGUUGGAGUAUUCUACAUUACUUGGCUGCCUAUGGGUACGUAAACGCACUUCGUCGUGCAUUGGAAAAAUCACAGCAGCGUGUUAAUUGGCGAACAGAGAACGGCUUGACACCACUACAUGUAUUGUUAAACGCUAACCACUCAUUUCGCAUUCACCUACAAGGCUUGCAAGUCCUCUUAGACGCUGGAGCAGAUAGCAAGCUGAAGGACCAGAACGGGAAAACACCUCUUGACAUGUUUGUGCACAAUAUGUGUGAGGAGUAUGGGAAUAAGGAUUAUGGCAACACAAAGAGAGAGAAACAGAAAGAAGAGAUCUUGCAGAUCUUGCACAAGGUCACUGUUCCUGGAGAAGUAUUAACCAGAGGAAAACCUGCUAUGAGUGCAUUUAACAAAGAGUUAGAAAAGGGAGGAAUCACAGUAAACCACGCUCACUUAGUAAUAGUUGUUGAUGAUUUUGAUGUCAUUGCACUUUGGGAUCGUAUAAGAGAAGAGUUAACUAAGGAAGUGCAUAGAACUGAUUUUGCUAUUGAAGACACUCGUCUGGAGGAAACGGAAGACAUUGAUGGGGUGAUUAAUGAAAACAACACAUACAUUUUGAACAUUCAUGAUCAGCAGCUCAACUAUACUCAUCAAAAUCCUCUAAACAGCGAGGCGGUAUUUAUAAUUGGGUUCAAUUUGGUAGAAGGAAUGCACGCUAAAAGGAAAUGUAGAGUCUCCAGAAUGGCAGUACCGAUGACAAAUGAUAUGACAAAUUUACAAUUUAUCAAAUAUCGGAUGGAGUUGAUAUUUACGUACGCCGUUACAGUUGAGGAACACUGUCUCAAAUCAGAGAAACCUAAAAUUGUGGUAGUCGGUACCAACAGUGAAGACCUACAAGGAAACGAUGAAGAAAAGAAGCUGCAGGUUGAAAAACAGUUUAAAAUAUUAUUCCAAGAAAUCAAAGGCACUCCGUAUGAAUGUUACGUGGUAAGAGAUAUGUACUUCAUAAACAACGAGUCUCCAUCGGGAAGUGAGAUGCUAAAGCUGAGACAAGAUAUUUGUAGAUUUCUAAAAUCGAUGCCAAAAACGAUUCCGCUUACAUGGCAUAAAUUUCAACGUGAAUUACGGAAGAUUGGGGAAAAAGUGCACGUACAAUAUCAUGAGGUGCGUACUGUUGCCAAUAAGUGCGGGAUUUCAAAAGAGAAUAUCAUCCAUACUAUCAACUACUUACACGAUCUUGGAAUUGUUAUGUACUUCGAACACAACGAACUACUAAAAGACACAGUGGUAAUAAACCCAGAGGAAGCGAAUAAUAUUAUCAAGGAACUCAUUACAGCAGUGAAACCUGCCGACCAGAUGGUCGAACUGUGGCAUAAACUUGAUAAUGAAGGUAUACUCGAGGAAGAGUUAAUCAGACAUAUUUGGAAAAGAGAGUUUAGCGAAGAUGAAAUUAAUGUCUUCUUGGAACUGAUGAAGGAAUUUGGAUUAAUGUGCGAGCAGAUCAAGUCAAAGACUCCAUCUCGCUCGUUUUUCGUACCCUGUCGAUCGAAAUAUAGUAAGGAAAAAGUAGCUAUUACGCUGGAUGGUGAUCGGAUGGUAUCUAUCUACAUGACUUUUGAUGGUUUUCUCAUCGAUAGAAUCUUUCAUUGCAUAGUUGUCAGGUUGAUUGAAAGGGUGCAAGCUACAAGCUACACUACCGUACCGAAAUUAUGCUACAACAAGGCAGUCAUUGACAUAGGGAAAGAUCACACUCUCAGCUUAGGUCAAGUAAUCAUCGAAAACAAGCCUGCUGUGAAGUUUGAAAUAUCACGCAAUUCUGAGGUAUCAAAUGGUAACCCUGCAGACACAAAAGGACUCUCUCGUAAUGUGUGCAUACAGGUGUUUGAGCAUUUAAAAAAAGAGUUGAAAGUCUUGAAGUCUACAAUGAAGUACACUAGUAGUGCGUUUCGUGUUCUGUGUUGGUCAGGUCACUGUGACUAUCACUUUCAGAAUAUGGAAGAGUGUUUGAGGAAUGAUUCCAUCCGAUGCGGAAAGGUAUCUCUAAAAACAAAAAAAAUAGAGGCGCUGUUCAAUAAUAAGACAGGUGGUAAUCAAAUUUUUCUAGAGGAUGACGAUCUGUUUCUUAUAAGUAAAGACGUGGGAAAUGAAUGGACAAGUCUUGGGGUCAGAUUGGGCCUCAGUUGGAACAGGAUAAAUCAAAUCUCUACGUAUCACAGUAAACGACUGCCGGAGUGUACAUUGAAGAUGCUUACAGAAUGGAGAGAUAAACAGAUGCCCGAGGCAAAUCAAGUGAGGAUCAUGGCCAAAGCUUUAAUAAAGGAAGAACGCAUAGAUCUUGCUAACAAGCUCCUUGACUCACAGCGAAAUUUAAAAUCAGAUGAAAAAAGAUCAGCAGGUUACUUGACUGAUGGGCAUAUGCUGCUUAUCGCCAAGAAACUUAAAGCCGGUGAAAUGAGAAUCCUUGGCACGACUCUUGGCAUAAGUGACAGUGAAUUAGAUAAAAUCAAGUAUAAUUUUGGACAAUCAAUUUUAGACGCCACUAUAGAAAUGUUGGUAAAAUGGAGAGAAAGACAAGAUCCUAACGAAAAUCACCUCGACACGCUGAGUAAUGCAUUGAACAAUAUUGAAAGACGUGAUAUAACUAUGACACUUGAAACUGAAUGCCAAUAGUAAUGUUAAUGGUAAUAAUAUCAAUUGGUCAACAAGUGCCUGAAGGAAAAAUUAUAGGUAAAUUGUUGAUAAAGGAUGACGAAAAUCAGCGAAUAUGUAUUUACCUGAUCUGGUAAGUUACUCGUUUUUUUUAUUAGGGUAUUGGUGUAAUUGUUAUACCAAUAGAGUAUUAGUAUCUUAAUAUCAUUAACUUUAUAACUAGAAUAGAUUAAUAAAUAGAUCAUUAACUAUCAGAAACCGCAUGCCAAGCAAUUAAAUCUUACGAUAGUCAAACUCGUGUUUACAACAUUACGUAUAUCUGUUAAGAAUACAAUAUAUGUAAAAUAUGUAAAAUUAUUAAGAUUGUAAAUAAAUAUUUUAAAAAUGUUAUUUAACGUUUUAUCGACGUGUCCAUACCUUCUAAAAUAUUUGUAUACAACAUUCUACAAACGAAAAGUAUAGCUACUUAUGAAACGUAUUUAUAACUCGUUAAAUAACGUAUUUUCCACGUAGCAAUGAAGUUGUUAAAUGUGUUCUUUAAAUGUUCCAAAACUAAAAUAAAUCCAGAAUUUCGGACUUUUAGUAUGUUAUUACAUGUAGGUUAUAAUUAUUUUAGAAACAGAAAACGUAAAAUUGGUUUCUGUUGCAAUUUCUUCUGGGUCUAUAUUCUAUUUUAAUGGUGUAUAACUUUUAGAUAUUCGUUUAUGUAACGUAUCAAAUAGAACUUACCAUGUUUCCAUCAAACGUUUAAAACGACCAUGUAGAUAAUCUAAUUUCGUUAGGGCACUAUUGAAAAAUAUUAACCCAGAGAAGUAAUGAUUUCUUAAUAAAAGCAUGAAGGAGAUUUUUGGAUGCAAUUCCUCCAAAGUGUCGUCAAUAAUUAUUUUACAGAUCAUUCCUCACGGUUAUAUUAACAAUGAAAUUGGUGAUUUUGAGGUCAGAUUGUACAUUUCAGUAUUCAGUAAAAAUUUAUUUGACCAUUGAAUAGUUACAUAAUUUGAUCAUAUAGGUCUAACUCAACUAAGAUAUAAAUAUCAAUAUUACAUAGUACAUUCCAUAUGGACUCCUCAGAACUCCACAGAGGUUGUUUUGGACGUCUAGAAAACAAACAGUUCGCUGGGCACCCAUAGGGUGGUGUUAUCUCGAUGGGCCCCACGUUCAGCCCCUCCCCCACCCCUUCGGACGUGUCUGGAGACGUCCUGCCAGAGUUGUAAAUGGCAGUUCAGUAUUCAGUAAGAAUUUAUUUGAUCAUUGAAUAUUUACAAAAUUUGAUCGUAUAACUAAAUUAAUAUAUAAAUAUUCAUAUUUUAUAGUCCAUUCCUUACGGUAUAUUAAUGGUAAUUUUUCUAUUUUGUAAAUAUGCCUAUUCAUUAACAAUUUAUUUUACCAUUGAAUAGUUAUAUCAUUUGAUCGUAUAACAAAACAAAUAAAUAUCAAUAUUUUAUAGUUUAUUUCUUACCGGGUUAUAUUAACGGUAAAAUUUGUGAUUUGAGGAUUGAGUUGUAAAUUUCAGUAGGCCUAUACGUUAGAAUUUAUUUCACAAUUGUAUAGUUACAUAUUUAUUCUGAGAUAUAAAUAUCAAUAUUUUAUAGUUCAUUCCUUAUGGUUAUAUUAACAGUAAAAUUGGUGAUUUAGAAGACAGACUUGUAAAUUUUAGUAUACUGUAAGAAUUUAUUUGACCACUGAAUAGUUAUAUAAUUUGAUCUUAUAGGCCUAACUCAAUUAAUAUAUAAACAUCAAUAUUUUUUAGUUCAUUGGUUAUAAUAACGGUAAAAUUGGUGAUUUUGAGGACAGAUUUAUAGAUAUUAGUAUACAGUAAGAAUUUGUUUUACCACCGAAUAGUUACAUAAUUUGAUCGUAUGGUUUAACUCAACUAAAGAUAUAAAUAUCUACAUUUUAUAGUCCAUUCCUUAUGGUUAUAUUAACGGUAAAAUUAGUAAUUUUUAAGUCAGAGUUGUAAAUUUCAGUGUAUUCUGUAUGACCAUUGAGUAGUUACAUAAUUUGGAAUUCCUGAUGAUGACAUAAUUAAUGUCGAAAUAUUGAAUCCCGACACAAUGGCGUGCAUUUCGAUACUUGUAGUAUGUAUUAUACUAUCUUUGAUUGUAUAACAAAACAAAUAUAAAAAUAUCAAUAUUUUAUAGUUAAUUUCUUACCGGGUUAUAUUAACGGUAAAAUUGGUGAUUUUGAGGAUUGAGUUCUAAAUUUCAGUAGGCCUCUACAUAAGAAUUAUUUCACAAUUGUAUAGCUACAUAUAUAUUAUAUAAAUAGUGAUAUAAAUAUCACUACUUUAUAGUAAAUUCCUUAUGUUUACAUUAAUGGUAAAAUAUACUUGCAUAGAUUGCAUGUUUAUUUUUUAUUGCUUGUAUGUUCCCUAUUCAACUAUGUGAAGCUGCAUGUUGCAUUUACAGAAAUUCUUAAAAAAUAACUUUAGUUUCAUAAUUAAAAGAAAGAAGCGUUUUUAUUAAUUGCUUUAUUGUUACAUUUAAAUUUUAGUUUGAUAUUUCAACUUCAAUAAGCAUUAUAAUUAAUUGUUAUAAAGUUACAUGGAACUCUUAGCUUUUAAAUGUUUUUUGUAUUUAUUAGCACUGUAUGCAUGCAUUAGUCAUUUUGCAACUUUUCUUUUUAUCAAUAUUUCGUGUGACAAUGCAUAUUGUUCCUGUUACUGUUCCAAUUUGAUUUUUUUUUUCGAUUUUGCAUGUUAUUGGUACAAAAAUAACACAGACUAUAUUUACAAGUUGAAUUUUUUAAAUUUGUCCUUCAUGCUUUACUUUUAACACUUUUCUUUCUUUAUUGCUUAAUAAUUGUUCGUUUUUGUGUCCUCUUGUCCUUGUUUAUAUCUCCAUUUUUUCAAUCAAAGUAACUGUAAUCAAAACAAACUAUAUCUUUAACCCCUUUUCUGAAUAUGAUAGUUUUAAUAAAGACCUCGACCCGGACAUUCAAUUGUAUACAAAUGAUAACAACAAUAUCUAAAUAUUUCAACCCUAUUGAAUUUCGUAAUAUGGUAAUUAAUACUUAUUUUAUAGAAUUUUUUUUUUAAAUCCAUUUUAGUUCCAGAAGAAUGUAAUUUGGACCCUAUCUGUACCUAGAGUCAUUGAUAAAAUAUAUUAACUUAUUUAAAGAUCGCCUCAGGGAAAUAAAUUAGUUAAAUUUUCAAGAUAAUCUACAAAUAAAUCGGUUUUUAAUAAUAUUGGAAUGAGAUAAAUUGACGAGGCCUGUAGGGAACGUUUACACUUAACUGAAAAACUAAAUACAUACAGAAGGUAAAGACUAAAUAAUCGCUUCAUGCAUUUAACAAGAAAAUACAAUCGAAGUAACUCCUUUAGUUAGCUCAAUAUUUUUAAAUCCUGUUGAUUUGAUAUUUGAUUUAUUAGGUACUCAAAAUUACAAAACAUAUAAAACAAGGACAAUAGAGCACCAGGAUUACCCAUUAGGCCGACGAUAGUCAUGCUCAUAUUCAGUGGGGUCCUAAUAAAACAAACACACAUAAAGGACAGAAAUAGAUAUUCAAAAUUACAAUAAAGAACAUGCAAACAAGAAUUAUAUAUAAAAUACAUACUUUUGGAGUCCGUACUGAGCCCAAAAAAUCCGCAAUGAA
Messenger RNA from Anneissia japonica, 6534 nucleotides. RefSeq lists its product as uncharacterized. Bases 21 to 2960 code for a protein of 979 amino acids. Gene Ontology annotation, molecular function: protein binding. Gene Ontology annotation, biological process: signal transduction. The record is from RefSeq and is a predicted model, not a curated record. Lineage: Eukaryota; Metazoa; Echinodermata; Crinoidea; Comatulida; Comatulidae. The transcript has 19 exons.